Molecule: messenger RNA, 780 nt
Organism: Caenorhabditis bovis
Lineage: Eukaryota; Metazoa; Nematoda; Chromadorea; Rhabditida; Rhabditidae
Source: the annotation of a GenBank genome assembly
AUGCUGAUUCCGUUGAUUCUCGCCGUUAUUCCGGCGACGCUCGUCGAUUCCCAAGGCGUCAUCAAUUGCAAUCGAUUGACGCGAAAUCUCAAGAAUCGUCUGAUCCCAUUCGCAAGGCCGAUGGAGGACGGCGACACGCUGAAAAUUUGGGCGACUUUUCCCCAAUAUGCCAUUGACAUUGUAUUAUCGACGUUCAGCUUGAACAGCGUCCUCAAUUCCAACUCGAUCUCGCGCAUCGGACUCCACACACGAUUCGAGUUUCGGAAAACGAAGAGCACCAUCUUCAACACAUAUAAGCACGGCAACUGGCUUCAAAGUAUGACGGGACCAAAUCCAUUCGGACCCGGACAUCAAAUCGAAAUUCACGUCGUCAAACAGCCGAAAAGCUUCCUCGUCAAACAUGUCACCGGUUUGGUGCUUCGCGAUUUCCCGAAUCGCCUUGAUGACAACGAUCCGAUCGUCUACUUCUUCGCGGAUUGCGUGAGACCGCCGCAGGAGAACGUUGAUAGCGGACCCGGCGGUGACGGAAAUGAUGGAAAUGGUGGAGGCAAUGGUGGAAAUGGUGGAGGCAAUGGUGGAAAUGGUGGAGGCAAUGGUGGAAAUGGUGGAGGCAAUGGUGGAGGCAAUGGCGGUAACAAUGGUGGAAAUAAUGGUGGCAAUGGCGGAGGCAAUGAUGGAAAUAAUGGUGGAAAUGACGGAUAUAAUGGCAAUGAUGGUGGCAAUGGACAUCAUCACGAUCCACACCCCGGACAUUCUUUCUACCCUGAAGUUUAUUGCUGA